Messenger RNA from Pyrus x bretschneideri (Chinese white pear), 1709 nucleotides. Its product is annotated as 3-ketoacyl CoA thiolase 1, peroxisomal-like. Gene Ontology annotation, molecular function: acetyl-CoA C-acyltransferase activity. The record is from RefSeq and is a predicted model, not a curated record. Gene Ontology annotation, cellular component: peroxisome. NCBI's taxonomy places the organism in Eukaryota, Viridiplantae, Streptophyta, Magnoliopsida, Rosales, Rosaceae. Gene Ontology annotation, biological process: phenylacetate catabolic process; fatty acid beta-oxidation. Bases 924 to 1370 code for a protein of 148 amino acids. The transcript has 11 exons.
UUCUAGAGAGAGAUGGAUGUAGCAAUGAACAGACAGAGGGUUCUGCUGCAGCAUUUGAGACCCAAUUCUUCUGUUUCUUCUUCCAAUUAUGAAUCUGCUCCUCUUUCUGCUUCAAUAUGUGCAGCUGGAGAUAGUGCUGCUGCCUACCAUAGAACAGCUGCUUUUGGAGACGAUGUAGUGAUUGUGGCCUGAGUGAUUUAAACUGACUGAUAAAGUUACUUGAUUUUUGUGUCUUCGUAUAAAAUUUAUAGCAAAGUUUGUAACUUUAUUUGCAAGGCAAAGCGAGGCGCUUUUAAGGACACUCUACCUGAUGAUUUACUGGCACCUGUUUUAAAGGCAUUGCUGCUAGAUUGGAGUCAUUGACAGUUGAUAAACUUGGCAGAUCCCGUAAAAUUAACCCUCUAGUGGAUAUCUUUGCACAAGCCCGCGACUGCCUUCUUCCAAUGGGUAUUACUUCUGAAAAUGUUGCACAACGUUAUGGUGUGACUCGGGAGGAGCAAGACCGCUGUUGAAUCACAUAGGCAUGCUGCUGUAGCCCAAGCAUCUGGUAAAUUCAAAGAUAAAAUUGUCCCUGUAUCAACUAAGAUUGUGGACCCAAAAACCGGAGAGGAGAGGCCUGUUACAAUUUCUGUGGAUGAUGGUAUCCGACCAAAUACAAACAUGAACGAUUUGGCAAAACUAAAGCCUGCAUUUAAACGAGAUGGAUCUACAACUGCAGAUCUUUUAUCACUCGAUUUUUAUAAAGCAUUCUGCCUACUACACAUGACAGUUUCUUCAUUUAAUUUUAUACAACUCUUUCUUUACGUAUGAAGGGUUUUUUUUUGUUUUGUAUAACUUGUUUGAAUCAUUGUGAAUCAGUUCAUUACUUUUGACUUUCAGGAAAUGCUAGCCAGGUGAGUGAUGGUGCUGGAGCAGUCCUACUCAUGAAAAGAAGUUUAGCUAUGCAGAAGGGACUUCCUAUUCUUGAUGUUUUCAGGAGUUUUGCUGCCAGUGGUGUGGAUCCCGCUGUCAUGGGAGUAGGUCCAGCUUCUGCAAUUCCAGUAGCAGUGAAAUCUGCUGGUCUUGAGCUUGAUGAUAUUGAUCUGUUUGAGAUAAUUGAGGCAUUUGCAUCUCAAUAUGUUUAUUGUUGCAAGAAAUUGGAGCUGGAUCCUGAAAAAGUCAAUGCUAAUGGAGGCGCUAUUGCUCUAGGCCAUCCUUUAGGCGCUACAGGUGCUUGUUGCGUAGCAACUCUCCUAAAUGAAAUGAAGCGUCGUGGCAGGGAUCACCGCUUUGGUGUUAUCUUCAUGUGCAUAGGCUCAGGUAUGUGGGCUUCUGCAGUUUUUGAAAGAGGGGAUUCAGUUGAUGAGCUAUGCAACGCUAGAACUGUAUAAAGCAACAUCUUGUGUCAAACGAUGCUAAAUAAACACUUGUUUAAAGCAACAAUCUUGCAGAGAGCAAACACAAUACAAUCUCAGUGUACGAGCGACAUUGCCUUGCUUCCAUCUGUGUUGGUGCUUUAUCCUUUUGCAGACGGCUGGGAUGUUGCGGCCUACUGCAGCACUAAUGGAGCCUUCCAACAAGAUAUUUGCAGUCUGGACUUAAAACGAACUAGAAUAUACAUGCUUCACCUUCCAAACUAGAAUCCUGAGUUUUUUUUUUCUCUCUCUCUUUUUAUUAUUUUGAUCCAGCUAGGUCUGGUUCGUUCAUCUUGAAAUCCACUAUUUCCUCUA